Phycomyces blakesleeanus NRRL 1555(-) is the source of this 600-nucleotide messenger RNA. RefSeq lists its product as hypothetical. The record is from RefSeq and is a predicted model, not a curated record. Bases 1 to 600 code for a protein of 199 amino acids. Lineage: Eukaryota; Fungi; Mucoromycota; Mucoromycetes; Mucorales; Phycomycetaceae. The transcript has 2 exons.
AUGCCUCGUCCAAAAAAAAAGAAUGUGAAUGAGGAACAAGUCCCUGUGGAGGAUAAAGAACCUCAAGAAAUGACAGUUACUUCAGAUGUGAAUUUCAACAACUUGCUCAAAUGGCAUGACAUUGUUGACAAACCCGCUCGUCGUACAUACACAAAGACAUCGAGAACUACAGAAUGGAGGAGACGAAAGGCAAAAGAGGCAUUGACUGCUCAAGGAAAUCAACAAAUAGACCAACACUUUCUUAUUAAAGACCAACAGGAAACCGCAGACCAAUCGACCGAAAGUAUCGAUAAACAACCCAAAGGGCCACCUAUUGACAAGCUUGCCGCAAUCAAGCUUGCCCACCAGGAUAUCAUAAAGGAAAUCACUCCAUACACUCGUAUAGGUCCUGCUUCUCGGGCAAAAAUAACCAUAUAUGAGCUCUGCAAGCUUUCAUCAGUCGAGCGCUUUUUUCGGCACAGAAUAGCAGGCGAUAAGAAAAUGAAAGCAUCCGAAAAAGCAUCGGCUGAGGUCUGGCUAAACGAAAGCACUUACCGCCCAGCUUUAAUCAGAAAAUAUGCAGAUGAAUACAUUGAGUUUCGAUCAAUUAAAUCACCCUAA